AUGUCAAAUGAGAUUGUUCAACACCGUUUUGUUCAAAUUCAUCAAGCAUGUGAUUUGACAUCAAAUACAGAAGAACCUUGGUCUACGCUAUCUCAGUCAUCCCUGUCAAAUAUAGCUACCUCUAAUGCAUGUGAAAGAAUAUUGGACAAGGUGAACAAUAACCAAUUGGAAGCUACAACUGCAUUGCGCGAAUUUCAGACUCUUGUCCUAAGCUCUGAUGACGAACCGAAGAGCAUGAUAUAUCUACGCUGUGUUACUUUACUACGCUUACAAGCCAAGACACAAUUUGGCCUUGUCAAAGACGAUCUAGUCCACGUUGAUCCCUUUGUAGCUAUAGUUCGACAGAAACCUAUGCUGUAUUAUGCCAUUUUAAACGAAAUAGAAUACCUAUUUCGAGAGAAAGAAACUACAGAUAUCGCCAUUCUUACGCCUUUUACUCUCAUGGUCCUUCUUACAGACAAUAACUUGGACUAUAAUGCACUUUUAGGAAAAUUGACAUCGAUUUGCUUCUCAGUAGCCAACAAGGAGAUAGCAAAGUCAACUCACGCGCUGAUAUGGAAACAAGUAAUAAUGAAGUAUCCGCUACAGAUGAGCAAUCCUCGUUAUUUGGCUAUAGUGGAUUUUUUGGAAAUUAUAAACACGCAGUUUCAACAGCAAGUCAACUUUGAUGCGAUGGACUGGAUGAUUAAUUACUGCUAUCCUAUACUUGACAGAGCACUGACAUGUGCAUCAAAGGGUGAACCUAUUCUGCCUUAUCUAUCACGCAUAGAACGCUUAUAUUCCAGAGUACAUGGUGACCAGACAAUUUCAACAACACUUCAAGCCAGUGUUUCCCUGUUGUGGGCUGGCUGUUCUUUUCUUUUACUCAAAUCUCAAACACUGGACGAACAACAGAGUGUUCUGAACUUUAUUCGAUUCUGUAUCACUCAUGGCUCUAUUCCUAAGAGAGUGAUGCAAAUUGCAUACCUACCCUUAUUCCAAACCUUAUCUGAGCUAAUGGAUAAGAGCGCAUCAAAGAGCAUUCAGGAGCGCAAGAAUCAAGUACUUGACCUCAUAUAUAGUGUCGAUGAAGCCAAGGAUACCGAGGUAGAUGUGGAAGACGUUCAAAUAGAGAUAUUGAACAUUAUACGUCAUAAUACAAUCCAUGGCCUUUUAGGGCACUUGUUUACUUAUAUUCUUUUCUUUUAUUCCAAUGAAAUGCCUAAAGUAGACAUUUUUUCAAAGAAUCUAUCAUCGACCUCAGUUACACUGAACCUUCUAUUUUUGACACCAUUCACUCUAGACAAUGACACCCAAGUUCAAUGCAAGGCACUCUCUACUCUAUCUGAACUUUCCUUUCUUCAAACAGGCUGUUACAAAUUCCCCGUGUUACUUUACCUGCUCCAUGUCAUUCGACAAUCCUCAGGCAAGUCCGACACGCUUCUCCACAUCUUCCACCACGUCCUUCCCAGUCUCUCAAGUACCAAUGACCCAAUUAUCACAAGCAAAGUGUUACAAAUCAUACUUUCCAUUAUCCACACAGAAGAUAAUGAUUUGUCUAUGGCAAGUCUUGGCGUGCGCGCGCUUGCACAAGUGUACGAACGUCAACCUCGCGUUUGGCAGGAACUGAAGAAGGUAUUUACUGACUGGAUCCUUCGUCGUAAAUCAGCUACACUCCGCCGUAAGGUGGACCUAAGCGUCACUGGACCUAUUCGACUGGAGCUCUCUGUCUUGACCAGCAUGCGGGAUGUGUGCCAAUUGCAUCCCAGAGAAUGUGCACCUGAUAUCUUGCCUAUGGUCAUUUCUUUACUCCAGGCAUGUCAAGACCUCAGUAUGGCUUCGCUUUCAAUCAUUAUGAGCAUCAUUUGUACCUGUGUUGAGGCAGGGUUUGUGGAGCCUAGAUCGAUUUGGAGUAUUACCGUGGUCUAUUUGGCUCGAUUCGCAUUGGAUUCUGGUACGAAAAGAUCUUUGCUCCUGAUCAAACAACUCUGUCGGUUUUAUGCUUUAGCUGGUGACAAGGACGAAGUGACUGAACCAUACCUGCAAUUCAAGGAAACGUUGCUGAAUGACUUCAUUUUGCCUCUAAUUUCUUCCGACAAUGGUUGUCAAGAAUCCAAGACAUAUGCUCUAGAAGCACUAUCUCAUUUCUCGGCCAACGAUAUUGCCACACUUAUACCGGAAAAGGCCAAGGACUACCUGUCAAUGAUCUUGGAAUCAGAGGUACCCAGCAAGGGAUACAGUCCUGUUUUAGUCAAGCUCAUGUCAAAUGAACUUGACCAUAUGCGUCGAGGAUUAUUUAUUGAAGAAACCAGUAAAAAGCCCGAGACGACAUCAAAGAAACGUAAAGCCUCAACCACCGGAGAACGAGAACAAGAAGUAGGAAAAACAUUGACCGAGAAAUGGGCGGAGGGUCAUGUAGCUCCUGGCCUUAGAGCAGGUUAUGCAACAGCCAUUCUUCAUAUCUUGGAUUUUAGUAGAGAGUCUAUCUCUGAAGACACGCUUGAUGCUAUUAGCAAAACGAAAUGGUAUCGUGCCAUGGUUACAUCCUUUACAGAUCUUGCCUUGACUGAUCACCUCCUCGUUCGUGUCUCAAGUAUAUCAUCCUGGCAAGCAUUCUUUCAGGCAGUUUUAAAGGGAAAAGAAGUAGAGGUUGAGUCCAUUGUGUCUAUACUGUUGAAAGAUUUAUUAGCACGUCUAGAAAGAAGUACUGUACCUGGUGUCAGCACAAACAUAUUGUUAGCCAUCACAGGGCUUGUCAGCACGCUACGUGUCAUCAUUCCUUCAUUCGCAUCAUCCUGUGCAAACGACAUCGUUCAAGUAUUACUAAGAAACUAUAUUCUGUUACAAGGCUCACCUUUAUCCCACUCUGCACACUUGAUGAGUGAAGAAGUUCAAUUUGCAGCAAGGUUUGCGCUAGGCCAUUUAUCGACCCAUGUCAUAAGUAAUGAUAAGCUGGCAGAGACGAUAAGCAAAACGUUGAUUGAAGCAGCAACUUAUGAAAAGGCAAAGUCAAGAAACAUUGAUACGGCUGUUGAUCUUGUUCAGUUUGCAAAUGGAUACGCAGCUGGAUACUUUGUCAUCAGCGUUAUCCAAUGGCCUACAAAGACAGAGCAAUUGGAUGUUUUGGGCAAACAAGGGCUCUAUCAACUCUUGGGCUACUGCAAUUCGCCUGGUAUUUCUGAAAGCCGUGUGCUAGGUAUCAUGAUGGGACUGUCGUCUAAACAAAAUGCAAGUGGUAUGAAAGAAGUCUUGUGGUUAGCUAAGGACGUGCUUCGAUCAUACACUGAUGGUCAUCCAGUUAAUAUCGGUCUAUUGCUUGGGUCUACUUGGGUUUGUGGUGUUGGUGGUGCUCCUGACAGUGGCGCUAUAGAUGACGAGUGUGCAAGUGUUUUAGAAUCAGCUUAUACGAGAGCUGUGACAGAUGGUCAAUUGGCACAGCACUUUUACCACUUUAGCGUUCCUUACUCACAGCUAUGUCGCUCACGACUUGUGAAUGGCUCAAAGGAGGAGAACGAGGCAAUGUACAGCUACAGGCGUUUGCUUGAUCAAGAACUUGAGCGCAUUGAUAAUGAUGAUCCAUCAAGCAACUACCGCAUUGCAGGAUUGUUCAGCUUGGGCAGUCUUCUAGGUGUUCAUUACCUACCAUCUGAGGGACCGAGCGAUCGUCUUUACAUAGAGUCAAACAAAUACAGCGCAAGCACAAGGCAUACUGUCUGGGACAAACUGAUGCAUGCUGCAGGGCUUACGGGAAGAUCAUCAGCUCCUGUUGGUAACUUGAAGAGUGGCCGUAUAGCAGCUGCUGUUUGUGGGAAAAUUAUCAAUCAUGCUCAGCUCAUGGCUGCUACUUCGCAGAUAAAAGAAAAACAGACCGCAUCCGAUUUACUGCUUUUGUCUGCCUCAUCUGAACCCGCGUCUUACAGUCGACUGAAUCAAAACACCAGUUACAUUCGAGCUGUAUUCGACAGCCUAGUCAGCCUUGUCGAGGCAGAACGUCCUUUGACAGAUCAUUUGGAGCUUCUCCUAUCUAGUUUACUGCUCACACCUGGUCCAUUGCCGCCAGUCAAUUGGUUUAUGUUGAUGAACGAAGUAUCUAGUGUGUCUUCAUCGCUCCGAGGCUUGUGCAUUCGGUUUGCUUCGGCUCAUGCGUCGUCAUCGCUUUCGCUAACAGAAUUCCUGCUCUCUCAGCUAUCGAUCGCUUUGGAUCCUUUGAAGAAGCAUACAUUAAAUGCCGAACUGUGUCUCUUGCUUACAACCGAGCCUGGCUUAGGCAAAGUAUUGGAACUGGCUGGCCUGCCAUCCAGUGAAAAGGCUCAAACUACGACGCGUCGUGGCUUGAGUUCUAUGAUGAAAAAGGCAAGCAUAUCUGAUAGCAGAGCAUUGGAAAUGGUUCAAAGUUUUGCCAAACAGAUACACACGUUUGAUAAGGAAACGCAGCUUCAAUUCUUUGUUACAUUGUUCAACCAUCUUCCUACUCAAAGGUCCGAUUUGGAUGAAACUAAAAUGAAGCUUGUGACGGAUAUACGCAAGACAAUUUUACACCAACUGACUUUACCUUGGACAAGACAAGCUGAGCCUGAGAUGACCACACUUCUCCGCCACUGUGUUGCUUGCAGUCUUGAUAGUCCUGAUCAAUUACAAAACAGGGAAUCGUUCUUUGAACAGACAGAUCAAGAAGGAUUCGGCACGAUUGUUGCCAUCUGCGAGCUUUACAGAUUGACUCCGAAAACGAAACGCCAUCCACUUGUGAAAUGGAUAGCGAUGUCAAUGGCCUACCUUGUCGGCCUCCGAAACUCGCCUCUUCGCUAUGCGUCCUGGGAAAUCAUUGCAGCAACUAUAGAACAGGACGUAACUAGUGAACAAGAGAUGUUGGCAUGGAUUGUGCGUGUGUUGGAUGCCUUUAUUGUGUAUGGAAAUGGUCAUCAUCAGUCGUGUGCGACAGACAUUCUUGCUGGAAUCGCUGAUGGGUUACGGUGUAUACUGGGUUGCCUGUUUGGACAGGUCAUGUGUCCAGCAGUAACAGAUGAUAGUAUCAAGAUGGCAGAUACGAUCUAUAGUAUGAUGCAUACGAUAGAAAUUGGAAAUAAGCAUGCGUCUGAGCAAGAGCAGAUUGCUUUACGUCUCUUUACGUUAAUGGAUAUGAUGAAAGAACAGAGCUGUGGGUCAUUAACCAAAAUCAUACGAAGCUGUCCCCAACAUAUCAUUCAAAAGGGCCUUACACCCUAUCAAAGAUGGGCUGUUGAAUGCCAAUAA
Molecule: messenger RNA, 5229 nt
Organism: Rhizopus microsporus ATCC 52813
Lineage: Eukaryota; Fungi; Mucoromycota; Mucoromycetes; Mucorales; Rhizopodaceae
Exons: 7
Coding region: 1-5229 (1742 amino acids)
Source: RefSeq, a predicted model, not a curated record